UGAUGAAAAGUUUUCAGUUUGAGCGCGAGCUUUCACUGUAGUGUACACAUUAGUAGAAACUGUUCGUUGAUAUAUUGGACACUGUCCAAGUAUCGUACUCAUUACAAAUUCAAAAGUUAAGAUUAUUAAUCUAACAAAACAAUUCUGUGCAUACUAAAAAUCUUUGUCAAUUUGUUAAACAACAAUUAAUAAAAAUAAAUAUCAACAUUGUAAUCAGCUAAAUAUACUUCAACUACCUAAUUACUUAACCGAUUAUUGUUUGUGAUAAAAACUACGAUUACAAUCGACCUACUGAAAUAAAAACACAACAUUGAAACUAAAAAAAAAACACUUAAACACAAACUAGACUUUUUAUUAGUCGGCCGAAAAACUUUAAACAGUGAACAUUGACGAAAGUAGAGAGUCGAUUUUAAUUAUUUCUUUUCGGAGAAUUCUAAAGGAGAUAACACACUAUCCUUUACCGUGGCCUUUGAGGACGUUCCGCUCGGGUCCGGCGGUGCAGCCGUCCCGAAACUAACGCGGACCACAUCAAGACAGUGCAUAGCUUGCGACCACCGCGCCAAACUGCUGCCGGAGAUACCAGAGCCGGUGUCAGCUCCGCCGGUGCUGAUACCGACUCCCGUGCCCGAGGAACCGGUCUUUGUACGACAAACCCGUGAAACCGGCACCGUGAUGACGGCGAAACCGGAGACCGUACGAGAAGUGCUGGAGGACAGGGACCCUAACAGCUUGAACCAACACGUGCAGAUAGUAUGGGACGACAUAAUCGGCGAGCCGGAGGGCGCCCGGAGCCCGGAGUGCGCGUGGAGGCUGAGCCACGCGUGCUUCCGCCACGCGCGCAACUGGUGCUACACCGUGCUGGCCGUCAUACUGGCGCCGCCCUGCGCACUGCUGCUCGGCUGCGGGUUCGCUUGCCUCGCUUUUGAGCAAAUCUGGUGCACAGCGCCGUGUCUCCGCUGCGUGAAGAUCUACUUCGCAUCACUGCGCACGAUGGUGCAGUCCUGCAUGGCAGCCAUUGUGGUGCCGGCUGCAGACGCCGUGGGACACGUCUGCAGGCACAUCAGGGUCAACUUUAGGAAGGAUGCUCCCGAGGAAAAGGAUCUACUAAUCAUUUAAGAAUGGAAAUAGAGAAUCUUCAUCAUCAUCAUCAACUGGAAGAUGUCCACUACUGAGUAAAGGCCUCCCUUGGUGAACAACUAACCAUUAACAUUUUUUCUUAUACCACGACGAUGGCAAAAUCACACAGCCCACCUGGUGGUAAGUGGUUACCGUGGCCUAUAAACAUUUACCUACUGAAUUCUUGCGACACUGACAAUGUCGUCAGUCCACCUAGAGGGGAGCCUCCCUACGUCUUCCGAUCCAUGGUCGCCACUCAAGGACAUUCUUGGCCCAUUAACUUCCAUUUCUUCAAGCGAAAGAGUCUUCAUAACGGAGGAAGAAUUGACCAAUACUCUUAAUGAUAGUGUAAAUUAUAAGGCGUGAUGUACUGUGCCAUAGUUGUAAUUAAAUAUUUAAAGUAACGUCUUUGCUAAAUGUCCAUUGUAUAACCUAGUCAUAAAUGGUAAGAUAAACUUUUUAACUAAAUAUUAUUAAUAAAAUUAAAUAUAUCGUCCUAAUCGUAUUCAGUGUACUUAAUAAUGUAAGGAAACCUAUGUUUUAAAUGAAAAUAGAAAACAUGAAAUAUUCGCCAUAAGUGCCUUGUAGGGAAUUUAUUAUUGUUUAAGAAAAAAAUAUAUAAAACCUACUCGUUUUUGCACUAAAAUUUCUACUUGUCAAAGUAUAUUGUAAUUAAAUAAGGACUAGAUAAAAACUUUAAUUAAAAAUAUGGUUUAAAAAU
Messenger RNA from Spodoptera frugiperda (fall armyworm), 1837 nucleotides. RefSeq names its product caveolin-3-like. Gene Ontology annotation, molecular function: molecular adaptor activity. Lineage: Eukaryota; Metazoa; Arthropoda; Insecta; Lepidoptera; Noctuidae. Gene Ontology annotation, cellular component: caveola. The transcript has 3 exons. The coding region runs from base 673 to 1116 and encodes 147 amino acids. The record is from RefSeq and is a predicted model, not a curated record. Gene Ontology annotation, biological process: caveola assembly.